ACGAGGCAGAAGGAUGAUCGAGCUGCCGAAAUGGAUUUCUCUUUGUCGCCAAUGCAAAAUAAAAGAACUUUCGGCUGGAAGUGGCUGAACAGUUUACACAUUCACCACUUGAAUAAAGGAUCACCUGACUAGUCGCAAACAGGUAUUGUGCAACCAACAACUCUUCUCCAAAUCUUCUCUGGAUAAUUGAGUAAAAUAGAAAUUAUGUGACGUGUUUAAAAAGAAUUGUCAAUAAAAAACAAAACAUGAGUUCCAAUGCGCUUAGUGGUGGUUUAGACAACCCUUGUUUCGUCAUCGACUCGUCCGAACUGUCGAUUCAAUCAUUACAAGAAUUGGAUACGCAACAUAUUCAGAUCGAUUCUGGUGAUGAUGCUCAAGGGGAGAAUUUUGAUUGUGCAUUAUCUUUGUCCAAUGGCAGUGAAAAGUAUUCGUUGGAAAAUGCGCCUCCCGUAUUAACUAGGACAAGUAUCAGUACAAGUACUACAUCUAGUGCUCCGCUGGAACAUUUGGAAAACUUUCUAAGCGAUGCUCGAUCCAGCUUGGACGAUUCUCCAGUUGCUGCCCUAAGGAGACUUAGCGUGGUGAAAUUUGAUCCACCUGAAGAGGGUUACUUAAGGUACAGAUCGCCAAUAAUAUGGAAACUUGAUCGUCUAAUGCAAAGCUUUCCAGUCAACCUUCUGACUACUCUUUGCAUUUUGUCUGAUCUCGGAGUUGUGGUUGCAGACGUCAUUGUGAACAGUCUGGUAUACCAGAUAGAAGUUUCAGGAAGCGCUGACAGCAUCACAAAUGGAUCGAACGUCAUCUAUGUACGAGAUAACUACGUCAUAACGGAUUUCGUUUUAUCUGUUUACUUGCUUAUUGAGCUUCUUCUACGUAUCGUCGCUGUAGGGUAAACUUACGAAUUAUUAUGGAGAGCGUGGAGACAGCCUCUU
Messenger RNA from Daphnia pulicaria, 932 nucleotides. RefSeq lists its product as uncharacterized. The record is from RefSeq and is a predicted model, not a curated record. The transcript has 3 exons. NCBI's taxonomy places the organism in Eukaryota, Metazoa, Arthropoda, Branchiopoda, Diplostraca, Daphniidae. Bases 246 to 893 code for a protein of 215 amino acids.